Messenger RNA from Lathyrus sativus (Indian pea), 1200 nucleotides. The record is from the annotation of a GenBank genome assembly. Lineage: Eukaryota; Viridiplantae; Streptophyta; Magnoliopsida; Fabales; Fabaceae.
AUGGCUCUUCAAACCGCUUAUUUGCUUCCUGCUUCUUUCUCCAUUCCCAAAGAGGGGAAGGUUGGUGCAUCUCUCAAGGACUCAACUCUUUUUGGUGUUUCAUUUUCUGAUUCUUUGAAAGGUGAUUUCACCUCUUCUGCAUUGAGGUGUAAGAGGGAAUUGCGACAAAAAGUUGGUGCUGUGAGGGCGGAGACAGCGGCUCCGGCCACUCCAGCAGUUAACAAGUCAUCAUCUGAAGGGAAGAAGACAUUGAGGAAAGGAAAUGUUGUGAUCACUGGUGCUUCAUCUGGUUUAGGUCUAGCUACUGCUAAGGCUUUGGCUGAAUCAGGAAAGUGGCAUGUAAUUAUGGCUUGCAGGGACUACCUCAAAGCUGCAAGAGCUGCGAAAUCGGCUGGAUUGGCUAAGGAAAACUACACAAUUAUGCAUUUAGACCUUGCGUCUCUUGACAGUGUUCGUCAGUUUGUUGAUAACUUCAGGAGAUCGGAAAUGCCAUUGGACGUGCUGGUUAAUAAUGCUGCUGUUUACUUUCCAACUGCUAAGGAACCUAGUUUCACGGCGGAUGGCUUUGAAAUUAGUGUUGGGACAAACCAUCUCGGGCAUUUUCUUCUUUCGCGCCUUUUGCUUGAGGACCUUAAGAAAUCUGAUUACCCUUCAAAGCGCUUGAUCAUAGUCGGCUCAAUCACAGGUAACACGAAUACGUUGGCUGGAAAUGUACCGCCGAAGGCUAACCUCGGUGACUUGAGGGGACUUGCUGGUGGCUUGACCGGGCUCAACAGUUCGGCAAUGAUAGACGGUGGAGAUUUUGAUGGUGCCAAGGCAUACAAGGACAGCAAAGUCUGUAAUAUGCUCACAAUGCAAGAGUUUCAUAGAAGAUAUCAUGAGGAAACUGAAAUCACAUUUGCUUCCCUUUACCCUGGUUGCAUUGCCACAACAGGAUUGUUUAGAGAGCACAUUCCCUUGUUCAGAACUCUAUUCCCUCCAUUCCAAAAGUACAUAACCAAAGGCUACGUCUCAGAAGAAGAAUCCGGAAAGAGACUUGCUCAGGUUGUAAGUGAUCCAAGCCUAACAAAAUCUGGUGUUUACUGGAGCUGGAAUAAUGCUUCUGCUUCAUUUGAAAACCAGCUAUCACAAGAGGCCAGUGAUGCCGAGAAGGCUCGCAAGUUGUGGGAGGUUAGCGAGAAGCUUGUUGGUUUGGCCUAA